AUGAGGUGUGUGUCAACUGUGCAUAAGUGCGAUGUCGUUGGAUUGGCCAUUCCCCCUGUGGGAGGACUACCAGUAUCGGAAUUAAAUCAACUCGAGUUGGAAUUUCUCAUAUUGAACGAUUUUCGUUUAGCAAUAAGUGUGGAAGAAUUACAACGAUACGGCGAUCAAUUACUCAAACAUUGGAUAUUAGAAGAGGAAAUGAAACAAGGGGGGAGCAUAUAUGAUGGUAUGCGAUUUCAAAAUAGUCCUGUUAAUCUUAGAUGGGAUUCGGGGCAUAACUUUGAAAAGAACGUCACACAACCUAAACGGACACGACGUUUACAUUCUAACGAUGACACAAAUAUAAGAAGUGGUGGUUCAAAGCCAUUGAAAGAUGAUGAUCAAUUUGAUAAUGGUUACUAUUUUAGUCGCCAUCGUCGAGAUAACAGUUUCUCAUCAACAAAAUCAUUGAAUAUCCCAUAUCAAUCCUCUUUAACUUCAUCUCCGCAACCAUAUUCAACGCAUAUAUCAAAAACACCACCUCCACCAUCUUUAUGUGGCUCUUCACCAUCUACUUCAAGUAGUUCACUUCCCAUUCCAAAUUCUAUAAAUGGUUCACCAAUGCACACUCCUUUUGCUUCAAGUAGUAUGUUUAAUAUCCAUCCACAUUAUCAUUUUUUACAUAAACCAUAUCCUCAUCAUACACACCAUCGGUCAGCGAGUAUAGAAGGGUCGACCAUAAAACGGGCGAAUAGCAGCGGCUCUUUACUGAGUCGUGCAAGGGGUUGUGAUUUAUCUGACGAUUUACAAUAUCAAAGACGUUCCUCACCGAAAUCGAUUAAUCCUGAAGAUCACGCUUAUCGGACUGCCGCUGUUUCUCCGUAUUAUUCUGCACAAUUAACGACUCCAAUGAAUAAUAGUAAUAGAGGCGUUCCUCAACAACCAACUUUGGUAAAUCCAUCUCCUACACGGAACAUCUCAAAUUUUAUGAGACGCAUGUCUCAUGAUUCACCCGCAAACACAUCACAAUAUCCACCGUCUACUUAUCAUUACGCUGGAUAUCCUCCUCAAUCAUCAACGCAGUCUCUACCAACUACUCCCGUGACUACAUUACCUUCAAUGCAGGGAAUAUCGUUUAAUCCUUCAGUAAUAAGUAACGCCGCUCAUUCUACUGUUACUGCUGCUUUGAAUUAUGCUCGAAGAGCUUCUGUUGUUUUGCCACAAAUACCACGUAAUUUAGGUGGAAUUCAUAGCAGUAUGCCUUCGCCAGUAUCAACUGUCGCUCCUGAUAACAUGGGUCCUGGACUGGUUAGACGUGGAUCAUUUCCUACAGUAUUGAAACCAAGGAGUUCUAGUUCUAAUGUAGUAAUGAACAAUGGAUCUUCGUCAGCACAAACGUCGGUAUCUUCAAAUCCUAUAAUGGUUAAUGGUCAUGGACACACAAGUGGUAUAGGAAACAUAUUUCAUAAAUUUACUAAAAGAGGCAGUUGGGUAAUUGUUAAUCAUCCUCAAUCGAAUACCAAUCCUGGGCAUUAUAAUCACCAUGCGCAUCAAGCUAAUCAUCAGCAUGGCAAACUUAAUAAACAUGGCUAUUAUUACCAGCAGAGUUAUGACCACGGCACUGUAUCUCGAUCAUCUUCAUCUGAUUCUUGCCAUUCUUCAUCGACUACAGGUUCGGAUACUUCAGGAGGCUCAGGAAUGGAAUCAUCUCUCCCGACAUCGCAAACUACCACAAGUGGAAGUGAUAGUUCAAAUAUAAAUG
This is a messenger RNA of Racocetra fulgida, 1741 nucleotides long. NCBI's taxonomy places the organism in Eukaryota, Fungi, Glomeromycota, Glomeromycetes, Diversisporales, Gigasporaceae. The record is from the annotation of a GenBank genome assembly.